AUGUCUGAAGAAUACGAUUACGAAAGCCUUGGCAGCAACUCUUCUAUGGCGCAAAAUGCGCUUGCUGGUGCUUUUGCAGGUGCAGCUGAACACUGUGCCAUGUAUCCUGUCGAUUCCAUCAAGACACGAAUGCAAGUAAUCCAAAGUACUCGACCUGCACCUACCGUAUACCCUGGCUUUAAGGCAGCCUCUCGUAAUCUUUGGCGUGGUGUCAACUCUGUUCUUCUUGGUGCAGGCCCAGCUCAUGCACUUCAUUUUGCUACCUAUGAGUAUGUCAAGGAGAAGUUGGGAGCUGAUGAAGAACAGGGCAACCAUACCUUGAGCUUUGCAGCAGCAGGCGCUUGUGCUACACUUGCUCAUGAUACCCUAAUGACCCCUUUUGAUGUCGUAAAGCAACGGAUGCAGCUCCGCGACUCGACAUUCACCUCUGUUCGUGAAUGUGCACGCAGCGUGUUAGCUAAGGAAGGUGUUGGUGCAUUUUACAUUUCUCUCCCUACCACCCUUGCUAUGUCGGUGCCAUUCCAAUCUAUCCAAUUUGCCACGUACGAGUACUUUCGUAAAUACUUUAACCCUGAUGGCGCAUACGAUCCAAAGACACAUGCUAUUGCUGGUGCAUUGGCAGGUGCUACAGCAUCAUCCCUCACCACGCCUUUGGAUGUGAUUAAGACUCUACUUCAAACUCGUGGUCAUAAUCCUGAUCCUCGUAUUCGCAAUGCUACCGGUUUUUGGGAUGCCAUGACUAUCAUCAAACAGCGUCAUGGACUCAGCGGCUUCUUUAGAGGAUACAAGCCUCGUGUCCUUACAAACAUGCCAAGUGCUGCUAUCAGCUGGAGCGUAUACGAGUACUUUAAGUGGUUCCUCGACCAACGUGAACCUGCUUAUGGCGUCGACAAGAGUCUUUUGCGUGUUUAA
Molecule: messenger RNA, 912 nt
Organism: Lichtheimia ornata
Lineage: Eukaryota; Fungi; Mucoromycota; Mucoromycetes; Mucorales; Lichtheimiaceae
Exons: 3
Coding region: 1-912 (303 amino acids)
Biological process (GO): iron import into the mitochondrion
Cellular component (GO): mitochondrial membrane
Molecular function (GO): ferrous iron transmembrane transporter activity
Source: RefSeq, a predicted model, not a curated record